AUGAGCCGCACUAUCGGCCCCAUGAGCAGCUCUACCACCCACCAUAGCCCAAGCCAUGCUCUAGAUAUACCCCUCCACCCCAUCGAGCCUCCUUCAUUCGCUUUGACUGCGAGAAGCCCCCCGACAUCGGCAGGAAGUCAAAUCAGCUCCAGACAAUCAAUCGCAACAACAAGCAGUGAAUCGUCCUAUCACUCCCACGAGACACAGUUGAUAAAAGCCACACACUUACGGGCCCAAGACGAAAUGGAAGUCCAGAAGAUGCUUCACAGUGUCCAGAUGUCAUGCCGGAUCUACAACCCAGAGAUCGAGCCAGAGCACGAAACUCAUACCCUAUGCGACUGCCCCGUUCACCAAUACUGGAAAAGGAAGUUUGAACGUCUGGGUGUUCUGGAAAUGUGGUCUAAAGCUGUGCUCUACCCCGGUGAAAAGGCAUAUCAUGACUUUUCACACCUGCGACUUUCAAACAACAAUCCAUACACUAGCAUUAUGUCGUCCUAUACACUCGCGACUUCAUCAUUACGAGGUACCGCGAAACCCGAUCCACAAUUUCACACGAGAUUUUUGCAAGAGACGAGGGCCCUGGAUUCGACCCUCAACGAGAAGGCACACGCAGACGUCCAAAAUUUGGAGCCGUCGGUCAACAUAUGGGAGCUUGAGCAGCUGGAGUCGCUGGUAUCAGACAUGUCGCAUACUCGUCGCCAAUCUGCGUCGGGCGAGCUGAAUGUUGAGAAAUCAACUAAACGCUCGAGUUUCAGAAAAGCCUUCUCUGUUAGGAGUUCGGAUGAGCGGACAGCGCUGAAGAUCAGAAAGAGACUGUCCGGGUCAUUUAAACUGCGCAGCGAGAUUAUUGAAGAAGAGCAGCAUCGAUGGCAAGAUGAAAGUGACAGGAUGCUUGUCUCAUUCUACCAGCAGCAAAUCGGAAUAUCUCGAAGUGUGAAGAAGCUACGAACGCACAAUCCGAUCCAAUAUCUUCAUCUUUUACGGGCCGGAUACUUCGAACCCAUACCAGCUGCCUGGGAGGGUCCAGCGUCAAACCCUUUACGAUUCACGAUUGAUUCUUCCGCGGGAUGGAGAGGACUAACACCUUCAUGGAGAGGUUACAAAACCACAGCCGAGGAGAGGCUCUACUGGAAUCUGAAACACCGACCUGGAGGAGAUGACAUAACGAAGAAAGAUUUGAUUUCUGAGUUUGAAAUGGCACAGGAACGAAUGGCUUCGGUGGCGCAGCCCCAUCCCCGAUAUCACUCACCUGAUGAUAUUUGCCAUACUCAGUACCCCUCUGAAACAUAUUCGAAGCAGAUGAAGCCUCCAUUUCAAGCGAACCCCGAUCCCAAACUCUCAACAGACAACACAAUCAUAUUGCUAGAUGCCUGUGGCUCAAUGGAUUCAACCCCCUUGAAGCCCAGAUAUAACCAAUAUCUUAUCACAGCACUCUUCAAAUCCAAUCAACCGAAACAUCAAGAAUUGACUAAAGCGGUAUUACGACGAUUCUUUGAAUCACUGAGCAAGCAGGACAAUAACACACACGGUUACCAAUUCGUGACCUUCAACAGCCAAGCCGACUACUUCGAUAUGAUCAACCAUCGGAAUAUCAAUGACGUUUGGAGCAGGAUUCAAUUUGGAGGGCUCAGUCGGGUCAUGAUUGGAUGGCAGAAGAUCAAGGAGCUCCAUUUCCAGAAGUACUCCGAGACUGCAACUUACCAUCCGAUGUACGGAUGGCAAGCUGGUCCUCAAACGCCCAGGUUACGACUUAUUUUGAUGCUUGGUAGUGAGAUCGGCGACAUGGAUGAGUUCGAACUGACUCUUCUCGGUGCCCCCUGGGCCCAUGUUACCAUAUUCCUCAUUGGAGUCGAUGAUUGUCCUCGUCAUCACCGACGAGCAGGGAGACUACAACGCAUGGCUCAUUCGAAUCCCCGAGUAUCAUUCGUUGAGGCUCAAGGGCUUGUCCCAGAACGCAUUGUUACACAUGAGCUUCUCAAGAGCCACCUUGGUCUGAACAUCUCCACCUCGGAAUUCGAGGAUCUCGAAAGGCAGCUUGUGGAAUUGCCGUCUCCACUGGUACAGAGGCCUCAAUCGGGCCAAUCUCGGUCGGGGCAAUCGCUCAUUGAGCUACUCUCGGUGGAAGAGUCCGUCUGGCGCCGAGGAUCCCAGCCUCCAAAUGAGACAGGCAUACAUGAGCUCCCGGACGAUCAAAGACCGGUAGAGCUACCGGCCACUGAGAUUUUGACACUGGCUCAGCGGCCUGCUGUGCCAAACCGGCCACCCCCGUUGCCUCCACAAUCAGAGGCAGACUAUUUCUUGGAUCCCCCGCCUCCUUACACCGAGGCUGAAUAG
This is a messenger RNA of Penicillium olsonii, 2334 nucleotides long. The record is from the annotation of a GenBank genome assembly. NCBI's taxonomy places the organism in Eukaryota, Fungi, Ascomycota, Eurotiomycetes, Eurotiales, Aspergillaceae.